Linum trigynum is the source of this 2589-nucleotide messenger RNA. The record is from the annotation of a GenBank genome assembly. NCBI's taxonomy places the organism in Eukaryota, Viridiplantae, Streptophyta, Magnoliopsida, Malpighiales, Linaceae.
AUGAUCAAUAACACCCUGCUAUCCUCAAGUGCUGCUUCGGCUAGAGACUGCCCACCUAUGACAGUGACCUACCGUCUUCAGGGUUUGGAUGGUGAAGCCACUGAGCCCAUGAUAAAAGAGUUAGAGGAGGAUAGGGAGGAAUCACAAGAUCCAGAACUGGAAUUUGCCAUAGCUGGUGCAGUACGAGAAUGUGGUGGCUUGGAGAUCUUGUUGGGAAUGAUCCAGCCACUGCAAGAUGAUUUCAAGUCAAACCAUGAGCAGUUGGUUGCAGUUCUGGAUCUCCUCAUGCACUGCUGUAGGAUAAGGGAGAACAGACGUGCCUUAUUAAAGCUUGGAGCUUUAGGCCUUCUUCUUGAAACAGCAAGGCGUGCUUUCUCUGUGGAUGCUAUGGAGCCAGCAGAAGGUAUCCUUCUGAUUGUAGAAAGUCUGACUCUGGAGGCUAAUGAGAGUGAUAACAAAAGCAUUACGCAGAGUGCCCUUACUGUUAGCAACGAGAAAACGGGCACGGGAGAAGAGGCAAAGAAAAUAGUUCUCAUGUUUCUGGAAAGAUUGUGCCACCCUUCUUCGGGCCUCAAGAAAUCAAACAAACAACAGAGGAACACUGAGAUGGUUGCUAGAAUUUUGCCCUAUCUAACUUAUGGAGAACCUGCUGCGAUGGAAGCACUUGUUGAGCACUUCAACCCGUACUUGCAAGACUGGAUGGAAUUCGACAACUUGCAAAAAGAGCAUGAAGAUAAUCCAAAGGACGACAUCAUCACUGAGAAGGCAGCCAAGCAGAGGUUCACCAUAGAAAACUUUGUUCGGGUUUCGGAAUCGCUGAAGACAAGUUCUUGUGGGGAACGGUUGAAGGACAUAAUUGUGGAGAAGGGAAUUACAGAUACUGCUGUUAGGCAUUUGAGGGAAAGCUUCGCUGUAGCAGGUCAGGCUGGUUUCAAAUCUACUGCGGAGUGGGCAUUGGGUCUAAAACUGCCAUCUGUUCCUCUUAUACUAUCUAUGCUGAGGGGAUUGUCAAUGGGGCAUUUCGCAACCCAAAGGUGCAUCGAUGAGGGACGUAUCUUACCACUGCUCCACACUCUAGAAGGAGUGUCUGGGGAAAACGAGAUUGGGGCCAGGGCUGAGAACUUGUUGGAUACACUGUCUAAUAAGGAGGGGAAAGGCGAUGGCUUCUUAGAAGAAAAGGUGCACGAGUUGCGUCGUGCCACCAAGGAUGACAUGAGGCGCCGAGCUCUGAGAAAGAGAGAGGAAAUGCUUCAGGGGCUUGGAAUGAGGCAAGAACUGUCUUCAGACGGUGGCGAGAGAAUAGUUGUCGCAAGGCCUAACCUAGAAGGUCUGGAAGACGUGGAGGAAGAAGCAGAUGGCUUGGCAUGCAUGGUAUGUCGAGAAGGCUACAGCUUGAGGCCGAACGACUUGCUGGGCGUUUACACAUUCAGCAAGAGGGUGAAUCUUGGUGCUGGGAAUUCAGGAAGUGCUCGUGGUGAAUGUGUUUACACUACUGUCAGUUAUUUCAACAUUAUUCAUUUCCAGUGCCAUCAGGAAGCGAAAAGAGCAGAUGCUGCAUUGAAAAAUCCCAAGAAAGAGUGGGAGGGAGCUACACUCAGAAACAAUGAGUCCCUCUGCAACUCCUUGUUCCCGAUUAGAGGUCCACUUGUUCCAUUAUCGCAGUAUACCCGUUACGUGGACCAGUUCUGGGACAACCUUAAUGCCCUUGGACGAGCUGAUGGGAGCCGGCUUCUACUACUAACUUACGAUGUUGUGCUGAUGCUUGCCCGAUUCGCAACUGGAGCAUCUUUCAGUACAGAAAGCAGGGGUGGAGGGAGGGAAAGCAACUCUCGUUUCCUACCCUUCAUGGUCCAAAUGGCGCAUUACCUCUUCGAACAAGGAAGCUCAUCCCAGCGUCGGAACAUGGCGAAAACCAUCUCGUCAUAUAUAACUUCCUCUCCUUCGGACUCCAAAUCCUCUGUUCUUGCAGCAGCACAUCCUGUCAUGGGAACAGAAGAGACUGUGCAGUUCAUGAUGGUCAACUCCCUCCUCUCGGAAUCCUAUGAGUCCUGGCUGCAACAUCGCCGUGCCUUCUUGCAGCGUGGAAUAUACCACGCGUACAUGCAGCACACCCAUGGGCGAUCAUCCACAUCCCGUACAUCGAAAGAAGCAAGUACCAGUGGCUCAUCGAGCCAAGACGGGCCCGAUGAGCUGCUGUCCAUCGUUUGGCCUAUGCUGGUCUACUCGGGGUUGAUAGAGCAGAUGCAACGGUUCUUCAAGGUGGUGAAGAAAGGGUCGUCGAGCGGGCCAUCAGACAGGAGCGGAGAGGACAGUGGCGAAAACAUGGAAGCUUGGGAGUUGGUGAUGAGAGAACGGCUGCUGAAAGUGAGAGAGAUGCUAGGGUUCUCGAAAGAGCUGGUGUCUUGGUUGGAGGAGAUGAACUCCGCCACCGAUUUGCAGGAGGCCUUCGACAUAAUCGGGGUCCUGCCCGACGUGUUGUCUGGUGGGAUUGUGAGAUGUGAAGAUUUUGUGCAUGCUGCGAUUGAGGCGGGAAAGAACUGGGUUGUGCCGAGGACGAGCAUCAACUGUAUUCGUUUGAGUGCCUACUAG